Molecule: messenger RNA, 3956 nt
Organism: Gymnodraco acuticeps
Lineage: Eukaryota; Metazoa; Chordata; Actinopteri; Perciformes; Bathydraconidae
Gene: apba2b
Product: amyloid beta (A4) precursor protein-binding, family A, member 2b
Exons: 16
Coding region: 284-3649 (1121 amino acids)
Biological process (GO): chemical synaptic transmission
Cellular component (GO): plasma membrane; dendritic spine; cytoplasm
Molecular function (GO): amyloid-beta binding; protein binding
Source: RefSeq, a predicted model, not a curated record
GGCUGAUAUGUGUUAUACUCGUUCCGGGGCUGGAAGCACCGAGCUCCGUACGCUUUCUGUCCGUGAGACACACACUCGAGUGAUGCGCGAACAGCCAGCACCAUCCUUUACAAAUCCAAAAAGCAGGUGACUUGAUCAGCAUAUGUUCUCCAGGUCAUCGCCUGGAGCAAACAGUAGAGCUGCUCUGCCUACCUACAGAUAUCAGUCGAUACUAAAAGGUCGGAGUGCCGGGUCAAAUACUGAACAUUGAAUCAGACCCUAUGGGUCAAACCAAUAACAAUGCAUGGCCAGUAAGCGGCCACUCAUGGCUCAUAGGAAGAGGCCGGGGACCAGCGUAGUGAACGGCAUGGCUGCCCCAGGACCUGCCUCUUGCCCCACUCCUCGUCCUACAGAGUCAUGUGAUCUGAAAGUCAUUCCCCCUCGCCAACGCCCGGUCCGCUACCCCAAAGAGCCUCGUGAUCAGAAACCUCUCCCCCGUUCCUGUAAGGCACAAUACUCUCCUCCCAAAUCGCCAGACGUGGGUCGCACCCAUCCAGAAGUGGAGGAGAACGCAGAGGUGGAAGUGAAGCUGUACAGCAACCCAGUAGAUGCAGAACUGGAGAACAAGCGGCCAGCAACACCCUCUACGCCAGAACGUGAACCAGAUGUUCAUGUGCGGGCGGACUUCCACGGUGGAGCUGACAGCCUGGAUGAUGACUCCAGCUCUGACUACAUUAACAACACCUCAGAUGAAGACUACAAUGAUGGGAUGGCAGAGGAAGAUGAAGGUGUGACUUACUACAUCCGCUACUGCCCGGAGGACGACAGUUACAUGGAGGGUAUGAAUUGCAGCAACCAGGGGGAGUGUAACCCCAGCCAGAGCCAGGGGGACGGUGUCACCCCCAUGCCGGAAGGGGGAGACCCCACUGAAGAGCGUCCGGAGGCUGUGGAAGGGUGGGUCGAGGAGGUAGAGGGGGAGGGGCCAGCAGAAGUGAGAGAGAAAGAAUGGGUGGAAGAUGAGGAGGUAGAGGGGGCAGUGAGGGAAGAGUGGAGAGAAGAGGAAGAAGGGGUGAGGCAGGAGUGGACAGAGGGAGAUGAAGAGCCGAGGGAGGAGUGGAUAGAGGGAGAUGAAGAGCCGAGGGAGGAGUGGAUAGAGGGAGAUGAAGAGCCGAGGGAGGAGUGGAUAGAGGGAGAUGUGGAGGGAGAUGAAGUGCCGAAGGAGGAGUGGAUAGAGGGAGAUGAGGAGGGAGACGAAGUGCCGAGGGAGGAGUGGAGAGCGGGAGAUGUGGAGGGAGAUGAAGUGCCGAAGGAGGAGUGGAUAGAGGGAGAUGAGGAGGGAGACGAAGUGCCGAGGGAGGAGUGGAGAGCGGGAGAUGUGGAGGGAGAUGAAGUGCCGAAGGAGGAGUGGAUAGAGGGAGAUGAGGAGGCAGACGAAGUGCCGAGGGAGGAGUGGAGAGCGGGAGAUAUGGAGGGAGAGGAAGUGCCGAGGGAGGAGUGGAGAGAAGGAGAUGAGGAGCCGAGGGAGGAAUGGAGAGAAGGAGAUGAGGAGCCCAGGGAGGAAUGGAGAGAAGGAGAUGAGGAGCCGAGGGAGGAAUUGAGAGAGGGAGAUGAAGAUCCCGGGGAGGAGUGGAGAGAGGAAGACGAGGAGGUGAGGGAGGAGUGGAUAGAGGAAGGCCAGGUCAGGCAGGAGGCCUGGGCGGGGCGAGAGAGGCACCUGGGGGAGGAGUGGGUGGAGGGAGAGGGGGAGGUUCGCUGCGACGUGGUGGAGCAGGAUCCAGACGAACAGAUCUACAAUGGAAGACCAGAACCCAUUUUGGACCAUCACCAUAACAACCAUCACCACCACCAGCCCCCCCUUACAGACACCCUGCAGGACAGAGAGGAAGAGGAGGAGGCAGAGAGUGAGGAGUACUGCCCUAAUGAGGAAGAAGAUGAGGAUGGUGACGAAGAGGAGAGACAUGGCAGGGCCUACACUGGAGACUACUAUGCCCCAGAGGACAAUGGGAACUCGGUGCGAGUCUCUCCGUACCGUGGCCGUAAGGUGCUGGUGGUGGAGGGGGAGACGGGGGAGGAGGCGGAGGAGGACAUUGACCAAAUAGUAGCUGAGAUCAAGAUAAGUAUGAGCAUGGGGAGUCUGAGCAGCGGCACGGACCAGAGCCCGGAGGAGCUGGCGCAGGACCCUGCCCCGAGCGACUACCCUCACCCCAAGCCUGACGCUGCCCCCUACCCACCAGCUCCCCAUCGCCAUGACAGCAGACCCAAGUCCCUGAACCUGCCCUCCAUGCACCACAACACCCCCGACCUCCAGAGGGGCGUCAAGGCACACGCACGCUCCUCUGAGGACAGGCAGCGAUGGCAACAAGAGCAGGUGAGCAAUGGUGCGGAGCAGCCCAGGAAACAGCAGCGCUCCGACCUCAAUGUUCCCCUGGAGAACAACAAUGUUCCAGAGCCAACAAAGAAGGUUACAGCGUUCCCCAGCUUUGUCGAUGUCCCAGGACCCUGUGAACCAGAGGACCUGAUUGAUGGAAUUAUCUUUGCUGCUAACUACUUGGGCUCCACCCAGCUGCUGUCUGAGAGGAACCCCUCCAAGAACAUUCGCAUGAUGCAGGCCCAGGAAGCUGUCAGCAGGGUCAAGAGGGUACAGAAGGCUGCAAAAGUCAAGAAAAAGGCGGGUUCAGACGGAGAUGCUCAAACCCUCACCGAGGUCGAUCUGUUCAUCUCCACCCAGAGGAUCAAAGUCCUCAACGCAGACUCACAGGAAACGAUGAUGGACAAUGCGCUCCGAACUAUAUCCUACAUUGCCGAUAUUGGGAACAUCGUGGUCCUGAUGGCGAGACGCCGCAUGCCACGCACAGCCUCCCAGGACUGCAUCGAAACUACACCCGGAGCCCCAGAGGCGAAAAAGCAGUACAAGAUGAUUUGCCAUGUCUUUGAGUCUGAGGAUGCCCAGCUCAUCGCUCAGUCCAUCGGCCAGGCAUUCAGCGUCGCUUACCAGGAGUUCCUGAGAGCAAACGGCAUCAACCCCGAGGACCUGAGUCAGAAGGAGUACAGCGACAUCAUCAACACCCAGGAGAUGUACAACGACGACCUCAUCCACUUCUCCAACUCUGAAAACUGCAAAGAGCUGCAGCUGGAGAAGAGCAAAGGGGAGAUCCUGGGCGUGGUGAUAGUGGAGUCCGGCUGGGGCUCCAUCCUGCCCACCGUCAUUCUGGCCAACAUGAUGAACGUGGGGCCAGCGGCGCGCUCUGGAAAGCUGAGCAUCGGAGACCAGAUCAUGUCCAUCAACAACACCAGCCUGGUGGGGCUGCCCCUCGCUACCUGUCAGGGAAUCAUCAAGGGCUUGAAGAACCAGGUGCAGGUGAAGAUGAAUAUCGUCAGCUGUCCUCCUGUUACCACCGUCCUCAUCAAGAGACCGGAUCUGAAGUAUCAGCUGGGCUUCAGCGUGCAGAACGGCAUUAUCUGCAGUCUGAUGCGCGGCGGCAUUGCUGAGCGAGGGGGGGUCCGUGUGGGUCACAGGAUCAUAGAGAUCAACGGGCAGAGUGUGGUGGCCACUGCACACGAGAAGAUCGUCCAGGCCCUCUCCAACUCUGUCGGCGAGAUUCACAUGAAGACCAUGCCGGCGGCCAUGUUCAGACUCCUCACAGGACAGGAGACACCUAUGUACAUAUAGACGAUGUCCAGGGACUGUCCAAUAAGGUUACGGGACAAACCAAGCUGACCAGUGAGCGGGGGAGGAGGCUUCUCCCUGACAAUUAAUCUCUUAUAAUUUAUUUCUUUGAGCUGAUGACUACAGCUCUUCAUCAAUCUCCUCCUGUCUGUGCUUAACAUGAAAUGCCCAUUUUAUUGACAUGCUUUGUCCAUCUGACCAGCUGAAGAAAGUGUGUGUGUGUGUGUGUGUGUGUGUGUGUGUGUGUGUGUGUGUGUGUGUGUGUGUGUGUGUGUGUGUGUGUGUGUGUGUGUGUGUGUGUGUGUGUGUG